This is a messenger RNA of Zootermopsis nevadensis, 2863 nucleotides long. RefSeq names its product cell division cycle protein 45 (gene Cdc45). Gene Ontology annotation, molecular function: single-stranded DNA binding; DNA replication origin binding; chromatin binding. NCBI's taxonomy places the organism in Eukaryota, Metazoa, Arthropoda, Insecta, Blattodea, Termopsidae. The record is from RefSeq and is a predicted model, not a curated record. Gene Ontology annotation, biological process: double-strand break repair via break-induced replication; mitotic DNA replication preinitiation complex assembly; DNA replication initiation. Gene Ontology annotation, cellular component: DNA replication preinitiation complex.
GUGUAAGUAAUAAUUGCUGCUGCGUAAAGAUGUCGCCUAUGUGUCUGUUUUGUAUUUAAUUAUUUUUGUCGUGUUGGCUUUCCUGUCGUAGCAGUAAUAUGGCGGGUAAUGAGCUUUACAGAUUUUGAAAGUAUGAAGUGUAACUGACGAAUUAUGUAUAUAGAGGAUUUAAAGAAAGACUUUUAUAACGUGUUAAUUGGAAAGAGGAUACUUCUACUAGUGAAUUAUGACAUUGAUGCAAUAUGCACAUGCAAAAUUCUUCAGUACCUAUUUCGAUGUGACAGUAUUAUCUACACAUUGGUUCCUGUGCAAGGGAUAACCGAUCUUCAGAAUGCCUAUGAAGAAAACUGUGAAGAGAUAAAGUAUGUUGUGCUUGUGAACUGUGGUGGCACCAUAGACAUUGUUGAUUCACUUCAGCCUGAAGAGGAUGUCGUGUUCUUUGUUAUUGACAGUCACAAACCAACUGAUGUAUGCAAUAUUUAUAAUAAUGGACAGAUAAGAUUGCUGUCUAAGGCAGAAGAUGAUGAAGGUAUUCCAGAAUUUGAAGAAAUUUUCCAGGAUGAGUCAGAAGAGGAUGAUCAAAAUUGUUCAGAUGAUGGCUCAGGUGAUGAGGACGGAGCAGAAGAGUCACGACAGGCAAAACGACGACGUCUGGGUGAAGAAGCAGUGCUUAGGAGACGGGAACGACGUCUGUGGGAGGAGAAGAGAGACCGACUUAUGUUUAACUACACUCAGUUCAGUUAUUAUGGUCAUUCGAGUGCUGUGAUAAUAUUUGAACUUGCAUGGAAGCUGUCAAAGGACAACAUGGACCUGUUGUGGUGGGCAAUUGUGGCUGUUACAGAGCAAAUAUUGUUGGGUAAAGUGGAAAAUUAUCAGUAUGUUCUGGAGACAGGGAAUUUGCAGGGUCACGUCGCUCGUCUUGGUUACCAAGGUGAGGUGUUGUAUGACGAGAACUCCACCCAUCAUAAGACUGCACUGAAGAUUACGUAUGACAAGGACCUGAAUUUAGCACUUUAUCGUCAUUGGACAGUGGAAGCAAGCCUUCGGCACUCGAUGUACUCGGCUGUGAAGUUAAAACUCUGGACUCUUCGUGGAGAGAAUAAACUUCAUGAGUUGCUUGCUGAGAUGGGAUUGCCUCUUGUUCAGAGCAGGCAGAAGUUCAACGCAAUGGACCUAGUGCUUCGUCAAGAGUUUCACUCGAUGAUAGCCAAGCUUGCAGAUAAGUACCAGUUGCAUGACAUCGUUAUUGCGUCGUUCACUUUGCAGUAUGGCUUCCGUAGUCGCUAUUGUGCUGCUGAUGUGGUGUAUGCUAUGCUUGCCACUCUGGAAUUCACAGGAAGGGGUAAAUCACCAGGCGAUUGCUUCGUAGAUGCUUUGGACUGUUUGUCCAGACAGAAGAAAGAUUUGUUGGAAGAUGGAAUUGAGAAAGCAAAACGAAUGCUGAUGUGUAUCUUCAAGCAAGUACAAGCUGCACUAGACAUGCAUCAAGUUAUUUCAGCUGGUCCAUUUGUUUACUUGGUAUUACAAGAGGGCACAUUAGAUGCAAAGAUGUUCUCUCGCCCUCAUUGCAUCACCCUUCUGGCUCACUUCGCUCUAAAAGCACAUGUGGCGAGCUCACGGAAUCGCAAAGCGUCUAGCCUGCCCCUGAUUGCAUCAGCACCGCAUGAUUUGGACAAGGGCACCUGUCUAAUCGUUGGAAUUCCUCCUACUUGUGAGGACUCACCAAAGAAUUUCUUCGGCAGAGCCUUUGAACGUGCAGCAGAGAAAACCAGCGCCAGAAUGCUACCAGACUACUUCGAUAGUUCCAUUGUUGAACUUAAGACUGAAGACAGGACAAGAUUUUUUGAUGCCUUGACGACUCUGCUGAGUUAGGAUGAAUAAUAAUUUAGUGAUUCCUGCUACAUAUCACGGUUUUUGUUUUCCAUUACAACUUGUGUUAUUUUAACAGCACACUUUUAAUUCCACUAAAGAUAGCGUGGAAUGCGCAGAGACAGUACUUUCUGCCAGUUUUUGAAUGGCGGUGAAACUGAACCAAUGGAAAGAACUCAACCUUAACUAUGGAUAAUGACAUGAGCAUGCGUUUCUGUUCAUGUUUAGAGAUGUUUCUGGAAACUUUGCUUUCCAUGUAGUACUGAAAAGAUGUGGUAUGGAAAAAAAUAAAUACUAUAUGGCAGAAGGGGUAAUAGGAUUCAUAAUUAUUAUCAGAGCUAUUUUGUUCUUUUAAAAUAUGGAAUGAAGCCAUACUGUAUGUUUGUGUGUCAAAGUUAUGUAAGAAUAUACGAGGUAUUGCUUUUACUUUAUUGAUAUGUUAAAACAUUAGAAAUUGAACAGCAUAAACAUUGCAUAAUCACUGCGCUACAUGCAAAGUCUCUACAUGUUCUACAGAGCAACAAAGCCAUUUUUGUUGGUAAUGUCGAAGGUUCUGUGUCUCGACGCUUUAUUCAGAGGUUGAGUCCACUUUGUCAGUAGGGGCUAGGGACCGAGGGAUAAAUGACAAUAAAAAGUUGAAUGGAGAAAAAUUAAGAUUUGUGUUGUAUGAAAGACAGUUGACUGUGCGCCGAUGCUCCUGCAUUAACAUCGACUGCACGUACAAAUCUGAACUGUGCUGUAGAAAGUAGCCCUGUUUUUGAUUGGAUGUUUUUAACUAUUUUAAUUGACUUUCUCAAUUCAAAUGUAUCAUCAUCAUAAUUACUUGGACUGUUUAUAUUAUUAGUAAUGUCAUUAGUGUAUUUAUCGACCAUGUCUAUGUGAAAGCGUGUUCAUUGAUACACCAAAUCAUAAUAGAAUUUUAAAGCGUGCUUUUCAGUCAUGUAAUUUUUUGUUUUAUGUGUACCAUUUCAAAUAAAACUGACAAAUAGAAACA